Messenger RNA from Colletotrichum karsti, 711 nucleotides. RefSeq names its product Dcp1-like decapping family protein. The coding region runs from base 1 to 711 and encodes 236 amino acids. The transcript has a single exon. Gene Ontology annotation, cellular component: P-body. NCBI's taxonomy places the organism in Eukaryota, Fungi, Ascomycota, Sordariomycetes, Glomerellales, Glomerellaceae. Gene Ontology annotation, molecular function: mRNA binding; enzyme activator activity. The record is from RefSeq and is a predicted model, not a curated record. Gene Ontology annotation, biological process: deadenylation-independent decapping of nuclear-transcribed mRNA; positive regulation of catalytic activity; deadenylation-dependent decapping of nuclear-transcribed mRNA.
AUGUCCCGCCAAACCCCCCGCAAACGCGGCCACAACCGCCAUCCCUCGACCGGCCCCCGUCCAGUCCAGUCCGACUACGAGUCCGACGCGGCGCACUACCUCGACACCCACCCGGCGCCCGCCCCGAACCCCUCCCUCCUCACCCGCACGAACACGGACCUCAACCUCUCCGUCCUGCGCCGCUACCUCCCCUCCAUCAACGCCACCCUCUCCAUCGCCGCCAACGCCGUCGUCUACACCUUCAACCCCUCCCUGCCCGGCUGGGACAAGACCGGCAUCGAGGGCACCUACUUCCUCUGCAUGCAGGACCCGCCGCCCGGCGCCCCGGCCGCCGCGCGCGCCUGCAUCUUCGUGCUGAACCGCCGCGGCCUGGAGAACGUGAUCCUGGACCUCGGGGACGUGGCGGACUUUGAGGUCAUGGACGAGAUUUACAUCUUCAGGCUGAAGCAGGAGGGGCGGACGGAGGAGACGGAGAAUAAGGUCGUGGGGAUCUGGAUCCACGCCGACAAGGAGGAUACGCGCGUGAUGAACGCGGCGAUGAUCAGUGAGACGCUUAAGCAGGUCCAGAUGCACGCUGCUGCUGCGCAGGAGAGCGCCGGGGGAGUGGUGGCGCCGCCGAGGGAGGAGGAGCUGGGGCCGGCGAUGCAGGCGAUUGGGCGCAAGCUCAGCCUGAGUGACUUGUUCGGCGCGCAGAAUGGGGCCAAGGGCUAG